Galeopterus variegatus (Sunda flying lemur) is the source of this 1110-nucleotide messenger RNA. RefSeq names its product interleukin-18 receptor accessory protein-like. The record is from RefSeq and is a predicted model, not a curated record. Gene Ontology annotation, molecular function: interleukin-18 receptor activity. NCBI's taxonomy places the organism in Eukaryota, Metazoa, Chordata, Mammalia, Dermoptera, Cynocephalidae. The transcript is spliced from 8 exons. Bases 1 to 1110 code for a protein of 369 amino acids. Gene Ontology annotation, biological process: interleukin-18-mediated signaling pathway.
AUGGUUAUUCAGAAUGGAAAACCCCUCUCUAAGAAAAGGAGCAACCGAAUCCUAGUGGGCGAAGUCUAUGACUAUCACCAGGGCACAUACAUAUGUGACUCAGUGCGUUCAUGGACAGUCAGAGCUGUUGUUCAAAUGAAAACCAUUGUGGGUGACACUAAUCUCAAACCAGAUAUUCUGGGUCCCAUCAAGGACACGGUGGAAGUAGAACUUGGAAAGCCUUUAACUCUAAAAUGCAAAGCACGAUUUGGCUUCCAAAGGGACUUUAAACCUGUGAUAAAAUGGUACAUCAAAGAUUCUGACCAGGACUGGGAAGCCACAACACCUGAGAGAAAAAGGAUUAAGUCCACCUUAAAGGAUGAAAUCAUCGAGCGGGUCCUAGAGUUGACAGAGGUUACUCAGAGUGAUCUUCGCAGGAAGUUCGUCUGCUUUGCCCAGAACUCCAUCGGGAACACGACCCAGUCCGUCCAACUGAGGCCCGAGAAGGGAGUGCUGUUCGUGUACGUCCUGCAUGGCACCAUCAUGGCCCUGGUGGGCGUGCUGGCGGCGAGUGCCCUCCUGUACAGGCACUGGAUGGAAAUAGUGCUGCUGUACCGAACCUGCCAGAGCAAGGACGAGACGCUGGGGGAUAAAAAGGAAUUUGAUGCUUUCGUAUCCUAUGCAAAAUGGAGCUCUUUUGAGAAUGAGGCCGCUUCAUCUCUGAGUGAGGAACACUUGGCCCUGAAUCUGUUCCCUGAAGUUUUGGAAAACAAAUAUGGAUAUACCUUGUGUUUGCUUGAAAGAGAUGUGGCCCCAGGAAGAGUGUAUGCAGAAGACAUUGUGAACAUUAUUAAGAAGAGCAGAAGAGGAAUAUUUAUCUUGAGCCCCAACUAUGUCAACGGACCCAGUGUCUUUGAACUACAAGCAGCAGUGAAUCUUGCCUUGAGUGAUCAAACACCGAAGCUCAUUUUAAUUCAGUUCUCUUCCUUCCAGGAGCCAGAGUCUCUACCUUAUCUUGUGAAAAAAGCUCUCAGAGUUUUGCCCACAGUCACGUGGAGAGGCUUAAAAUCAGUUCCUCCCAAUUCCAGGUUCUGGACCCAAAUGCGCUACCACAUGCCUGUGAAAAACUAA